Messenger RNA from Colletotrichum truncatum, 1695 nucleotides. RefSeq lists its product as uncharacterized. The record is from RefSeq and is a predicted model, not a curated record. Lineage: Eukaryota; Fungi; Ascomycota; Sordariomycetes; Glomerellales; Glomerellaceae.
AUGGCCCGCCUGAAUGAUCCACCGGUCUUUGACCGUUUGGACCAGUACGAUUUCGAUGACGACCCUGGCCAAUACGUGCCAAGCCAAGUCUUCAUGCCAAACGCCAUGUCGGACUGUUUUCCGAACCUUUUCGGGAUUCGAGAUGUGUCUGAUGACAUGAGCCGCUUGACAAUGGAGCCGUCUGCACACAAUGUUGUCGUCUACGACUACUCACUUCCCUUGAGAAAGCAUUCAAUUUUGCACCAACCUCAGUUGUCUGCAACGACAUCCCCCUUUGUAUGGAUGCCGAACUGCUGCAACCAAGACGCCUUCAUCAUCUCCGAGGAUGCCCCCCUCCGAGAUUCAGACCACGACCUCACAAUGUGUGACGUCGCCAACAAGGACCCAAUCCUUACUGCAUCGUGGCUUCGGCCUACUCAGCGUCUAGUUUGGACGCAGGAGACAGACGGUCAUCUAAGGAUUGGAAGACACUGCCUCGAGUCUCCAAAGCCCAAUCUGUUGGAGCACUUCGAUGGCAUCACCCAGACCUUGUCGGUUGCUGUUGGCCAAGGACCUGAGUACGUCGUAAAACUUCUCGAGGGGACAUCUAACCUUGAUGACACCAGCUUACUCGCUCACACACAACCAUCGCCAUUUGUGAACCACUACGCUCAGCUGAUUGCCGAGUACACUACCAUCUACGACCACCAUUAUAACCACUUUUACCAGCAACCUUCAACUUCUGAGACGGAGUUGACCGAAAUGUCUGUUACAACCAUUAGCGGUGACAGACAACUAAGCGAUACUACUACAACCCAACCCGAGAUUGACGCCAUUCUUACCACCAUGGCAGUUACUCCCUCAGGUUGGCCCUCUGCGGGCCAGCCGAGAUGUGCUGCACCCCACGACCUUAUGGAUAACACGUUUGUACAAGGCUCGCCGCUCUCCGACCUCUACGAGGCCCCGGACGAGACGGACGACUGGGCCAUGCUUAUGCAGCAAGAUAUGCUCGCCACUGGCGACUUUAACAACAUGGACUACAACUUCCCAGCGGAGACCAACUACCCCCAGACCAUCAGCUCCCCAGAGGACAUUUUUAACGACCCUCUUGUCCAGUUUGACGUCGAGCAGAGCCUCCAGGGCGACUUGUUCGCUCUCAACGGCCCCCUGCCAGACCUCUCGACUUCGGACUACCUCUCGGGCACUGACCAGGUCUCCGUCUCCUCCUACCUUGGAAGUGCAAACACAUCCCCCUUCGAGCCAUCCCUCGAUUUCUUCCCGGACGCUUCUCUGCAGGCCUACGGUAGCGCCUACGGUAGCGUCUCCGGCUCCCCCUUUGUCAACACCACCUCCCCCUCCAGCUCGGACGCCGAGUACCCCUACCGCUGCACCACCGACAACUGCACAAAGACCUUCCGCAAGGAGGCCCAACUGAAGCAGCACCAGCGCGUCCACCGCAAGGCCCUCGUCUGCCCGAUCUGCCGUGCCGAGCGUCACACCGAGCACAAGUUCGCCCAGGUCCGCGACCUCGAGCGGCACCUGCAGGCGCGGCACCCGGAGGUCGCACAAAAGGCCAACGUCCGCUCCGAGAUCCGGGAGUGCCCCCACCCCGGAUGCGAUUAUCAGAGCCGGAGGGACAAUGUGUCGAGGCAUCACGAGAGCAAGCACGGGAAGAAGCUCAAGUGGAGGAAGAACGUUCCUCACGUGGUGGAUUGA